Molecule: messenger RNA, 591 nt
Organism: Arachis duranensis
Lineage: Eukaryota; Viridiplantae; Streptophyta; Magnoliopsida; Fabales; Fabaceae
Source: RefSeq, a predicted model, not a curated record
ACCCUUCUUCUUCCUCUCAAAUCACAACAUGCCUUCUAUUUCUGAUGCUCGUUCCACUUCUCACAGGGAUGUACGUUACAGCUGUGGUAGCUGCGGUUAUGAGCUUAACCUAUCUUCCUCGAACCGUGACAUCUCAACAAUCGGUUCAAAAUAUGGGAAAUCCAUGAAACGAGGCAUAAUAACAUUCUCCAACGUCGAUGAUGAUAGAUUUGGCCAUGUCGAUGAAAUCGAGUGCGCCCCUCACUUAUCUAAACUCUCAUGGCGUUUGUUCCGCCGCAAAACCAAGCUUAUUUGUCGCAAAUGUUGCAACCACAUUGGAUACGCUUAUAACACUUCAUCUUCAUCCAUUCCUCUUGUCUCAGUUGGAGCUGCUGAAUCCGAACCAUCAAGUUAUACAAAGUACGAAAUUCGAAUCCGUGCAUUACAACCUUCGUCUUCUCAAGACAAUAAUGGGAUCACCGUUGUUGCUUGAAACUUAAUUUAAUAUAAUUUGUAGUCAUUUGUUAAUAACCGGCUAUAUACAAGAACAAACAUAAAGUUGCAACCUCAUUAAUGUAAAUGGUGCAAAAUUUUUUUUAUUUAUGUUUUUGU